This is a messenger RNA of Oldenlandia corymbosa var. corymbosa, 4125 nucleotides long. The record is from the annotation of a GenBank genome assembly. Lineage: Eukaryota; Viridiplantae; Streptophyta; Magnoliopsida; Gentianales; Rubiaceae.
GUGAGAUUUGGUGAUCCAUUCAAAGAUUUUCAUCAAAAGAUUAUUCUGUUUAUUGAGCAUGAAAUCCUAAUUAACGAUCACCUACUGCUAGCAGCGCGUUUGGAUACGAACAGGAAGAUCAAUUUCUGGUCAUGACAUCAAUAACAGUUUCUCCAUCCUCCUCUAUCAAAAGUUCCUCCUCUCGUUUAUGCCCCUACAUUUCUUCAUCCGAGAAAUGUUCAUCGACAAAAAUCCAGUCUUUCCUCCAAUUCAAUAAUGGGCGUAUGAAGAGCUCUGUUCGUCUUAAGACCUCUGUUCCUCUUAAGACAGUGGCAUUUUCAAGUAACAACGAUGUGUCCAAUGUUGUGAAUAAUAAUGCUCCUAAAAAGGUCACGGGAAAUCCCAUUGUUGUGAUCGACAAUUAUGAUAGCUUCACUUAUAAUCUCUGUCAGUAUUUGGGGGAGUUUGGGUGUACAUUUGACGUGUACCGGAAUGAUGAGCUUACGGUGGAUGAACUGAAAAAGAAAAAGCCAAGGGGGAUUUUGAUAUCUCCUGGACCUGGAGCACCCCAAGAUUCGGGAAUAUCAUUGCAAACAGUGUUGGAGCUGGGACCAACUGUACCAUUGUUUGGUGUAUGUAUGGGGCUGCAAUGCAUAGGAGAAGCUUUCGGAGGGAAAAUCGUGCGCUCUCCUUUUGGUGUAAUGCACGGAAAAAGUUCACUUGUGUACUAUAAUGAGGGAGAAGAAGAGGGCUUGUUAGCAGGCUUGUCUAACCCAUUUACUGCAGGUAGAUAUCACAGCCUUGUGAUUGAAAGGGAAAGCUUUCCCAGUGACAAACUCGAGAUAACUGCUUGGACCGAAGACGGGCUGGUAAUGGCUGCUCGUCACAAAGAAUACAAGCAUCUCCAGGGAGUACAAUUCCAUCCUGAAAGCAUUAUCACAAGUGAAGGCAGAACAAUUGUUGGCAAUUUUAUAAAGUUGAUAGAGAAAAAGGAAGCUGAAACUCAGAAGUAGCGUUCAUGCCGACUCAUCCUCCGUCUUGUCAAAACUCAAAAAUAUGAUCUCCAAGUCCACGACGUACACAAAAGUUUUCUUCAACAACAAAAAAUCAAAUGCGGGUUCUUGGACUGGUUGAAUAUAUGCAUCAGUACUACCUCCCCCAAUUUCAUUGAAAAUGGAAGAAAAUUAUGAUAAAUUCCUUGUAUUACAAUUACCUCCCCUAUUAUUUGAAAGUGUUACCAGGUGACCCCUGUAGUUUGCCUUCUCCUUUUGUUCCCCUAAAUUCUUUUUUGGUCCGCAUAUUAUCAUAUCCCCUUGGGCCAUUAAUCGGAUAAAUUUACUGAGUACUGACCAAUCAUCAACCAAAAUUAUAUCUACAACUUUUAACUGCACAAAUUUCCAAAGUAAUUCACUGCAACUUUCGAAAAGGAUGGGUUUCUCCGCUCGCAAUCCCCGGGGAAAUUGAAGAUGAAUUUGAGUUGGGAAAAUUUGUACGCUCAUCUUGAAGCAUUUUGCUAAAAAAAAAUAAUGAUUUGUGUUGUUCUUAACUCAUUAAAAUUUUUAGAGAUGAUACUUGAAUUCCAAUGGGAAAAAAAAAAACAUAUUUUCACAUAACACAUAAAGCUCAAAGCAGAACAUAAACAAGAAUAUAUACAUAUAAAAAAAUGCAAAACUGAAUGUAUGAAAUACUGUAUAACAUAGUUACAUAGUAUGAUCCACACAAAAUAGUAAAAUUUUGAUUACCCUGUUUCUAGUUUCAAUAAACAAUGUAAAAAUGCUCAUCAUUUUCCUUUAUUAUCUUCUCUUGUUAUGGUAUGCACAGGGGAAAAAACCUCAGAAUGAAGCUCCAAAAACUUGACUGAGUAAUGAUAUAUAUUUUUCACAGUGCAGAGAGGUAGAGUAAGCUUCAUUUAGUCAAAGGAUGCCGCCUCCCCUCGACUCGGCCGGCUGCUCCUCUGGUGUCGCUUACCCCGCUGGCGGCGAACCACGCCUCCAAAAGUCACCGGAUCAAAUUUGCGGAGGCGUUGGGAUUCCUUAGGAUCAAUGACACACUCAGAUGGAGGAACCUUGUACCUAACAUGGUCAUAGCAGUAUGAGUAUUGCAUAUGCUUCUGCCUGAAACUCUCCAUUUUGGUUCUUUGUUUAGGCGUAAUUCGAGUAGGGAUGGAAGAAUCAUCAUCCGAAUUCGGAACAACAACAUCGUUGCCACCACAUUGUGAUGAUGACAGUUCAAUAGGAUCAACAGCACAACCAUGGAGCACAAAAUCUGAGAAUUUGGCAGUGUAGGGUGCAUAUUUGUAAUUUAUCCUGUAUUUCCCACCAUUGGUAGCCCAAUCUGACCCAUCCCAAAUGGUGGCAUAAACAGACAUUGGCUUUGAUGGAAAGUCCCCACCCAUUGAUGCUGUCCUUUUGAUCUCUCUUAUGGGGACAUUAUCUACAUAAAAGCUGCAACAAAACAAACAACAACAACACAGCAAUAUCAAAACCAAACAAAACAAGAUCAACCCUCCAAAAGUUAUAAUGCAAAUAAAGAUCAAGUAUGGACCAAGUUCCAUAAUUGUUUGAAGUGGAAAGAGGUUGGAAAAAAAAUAAUAAAAAAUUACUGCAUUCCUAAACCCACCAUAACUGCUAUUCAUCAUAUUGAGUGAGAACCAGAAAAACCCAAGUUCAUAAAACAGUCAGAUGAUUAAUAGUACCCUACAGGGGAAGUAUAACAUCCAAAAGCAGAGCAUUUAAGAAAUUCAAGUGUACUGAAUUGGUCAAGUCAAAUUCUCCAACGGAUGAAACAUAGUUAUUGGCUUAUUGCUCAUAAUUAUUCUUGACAAAACCAAAAACAAGAAUUUAUGGCUGAAUUAACGAAUUUUAGCCAGAAUUAUAACAAAUCCUAAUAAUCACAAACAAAGGAACCAUUUGGACAGAAUUAGAACAGAACAAUCCUAAUAUUCACAAUAAAAGGGGGAGGGGAUAGAAUUUUUAUUUCUUACAUGAUCUGAUCCUCGGUCCAGAGAAUACUGUAUUGGUGGAAAUCAUCAGAAGGAUCAAACCAAAGUCCAUAUCUCUCUUCUCGGCCAGCAUUUGUACUUCCGUUUCCAUAAAUAUUGGUCUGAAUUCUCCAGUCUUUACCUCGUAUAUUUCCCAAGAACUCAAAAUCAAUCUCGUCAUGAUUUUUCUCAAACAAGUCAGCAUUAGACAUCUGAAAUCAUCAAAGAAGACAGUUUAACAGACAUUAUCACUUUUUUAACUCUAAUAAAACACUAUUCAAAACUGAUGAAGAACGCUCCUCCCGUCAAAUAGAUAAAUCUCAUAUCUUGUACCCAUCAAAAUUUGCAUGAAGCAGUGAUCAGUGGAUGAAAUUCACUCACAUAGAAUGCGACAACUACUCCUGCUGUAUAAUCAGAUGGAAGCUUCAAAGAAGCGCUGAAAAACCCAUGUAAGUAAAGGUCUUGUGACACAAAUCCUGAACCUGUGAUCAACACCAAAAAGCCACAAAGCCUAUUAUAGAGUAAAGGUUUUGUGAAAUAAAAAAGAUUGCAACUUUAAUGAAAACAGAGGAAAUUAUAUUAUGAGAAAGGAAAAGGAUCACACUAAAAUUUAGCCGGAAUACCUGUUCUUUCAUCCAAAGAGAGAUGAACGGAUUUCCCAUCCUUAAUCAACACCAGAUUAUCAGCACCAAAAAGUUGCGAGUACCCUUCAUCAAAUGAAACAAUCGGAAGAUUUCUCGACGACCCACACACCAAUACCACAAAAGAGGCUAAAAUAAAAAAUCCCACAUGAUAGUUCACCAUUUUCUCCAAUCCCUUUUCUUUAAAAAAGGGACACUUUUCACUGGUUUUCCUCUUCUGAAUAUUCAAUAAUCAGUUUUGCAGAACAGAACAAUUGUCCCCUGUUUUUUCUUUUCAGUCUCAGAAAGGAAGUGCUGAGAGAGAGAGAGAGAGAAAAGAUGGUGGUGAUGAAGAGAGACUCGAAGGAGAGUGAGCAGGGAAGUCCAAUUUCUACAGAAAUUGAGAAAGUGGGGGAAAAAAAAAUGGCAAAUUGGGAAGAGGAGACAAGAGGGGUGAUUUUAUUGGGUGGUGAGAGUGCAAAGGUGGCAAGGUUUUCAAUGCCAACUUUAUAAAUGAUGAAAUUUGUGUGUUGUGCAAAUCUAUUG